CUUAGUCGGGUUUGUGUGGGACUAUGUGGCUUGGAGAUUACUAUGGCAGUGUUGGGGGGACUUACCAGAUAUACAAGCCGCUGCAUUUGCCUUCGCACUUACAAUAUAAUGUAUUUUUGUAAGAGGCGAGCUCGUCAGUUAGUCGCGGACUCGAGGUUGUGCGGUUGAGUUUGUCGAGAACAUUUUUUGUUGCUCCUCAGAACGUUCUGCGGCAUAAAAUAUUUGCUCAUUUUUUUGAGCAAAAUCCAGUCAACUCAAUCCUUUUAUUGGUUUUUGUUUUUUUUAUUCCUCGUGAAUUCUUCCGCUGCUAAAUCAUCAAUAGUGGUUUUCAUCAGGAGAGACACCAAAGUGCGCCUCUUUCUAAGCGUUGGGCGCAAGUUUUUGCAGAAAUAACGAUCAUUUGUGAACAUUUUCAAAGGAGAGGAUCACAUUUUUUUGAUAAAAGUGUACGGCCUCGUGAGUGAACGAUGACGGACAAAAUAAAGGAAGAGAAACCGCUCAAUGGCGAGGAAGCCAUUACACUCCCAGAACGACCACAGAGACCACUAACUGCAGGGCAGAAAUGUUCACAAUUCAUUAGCAUCUACUGGAGAUCGCUAGUGGUUGUAUUUUCACCAUUUAUCCUCCUACCCGUUUUUCUACUGAACGAGGGACCGGCGUACAAAUGCAUGUACGUGGUGCUUCUAAUGUCAAUUUACUGGGUCACCGAAGCCCUCCCACUGCCCAUUACUUCUAUGAUCCCAAUGGUUCUCUUUCCUGUAAUGGGUGUCCUGGACACAGAGAGAACAUGUAUGAUGUACAUGAAGGAAACAAUGCUGAUGUUCAUUGGAGGCCUUAUCAUAGCACUUGCUGUGGAGUACUGUAAUCUUCACAAGAGGGUUGCUCUUAAAGUGAUCUCACUCAUUGGAUGCAGUCAAAGAAGAUUAAACUUUGGCCUUCUCACUGUUACAAUGUUUGUCUCAAUGUGGAUCUCCAAUACUGCUGCUGUAGCCAUGAUGUGCCCAAUUAUGCAGGCUGUCCUGGAAGAACUGGAGUCUCAGGGUUUGUGCAAGAUGUACUUGGAUAAGACAAAGUCAGCCGAGGAGGAGGGAAUGUUGGGCAAAGAUAAGGUUGAUGAUGAACCAAAGAAACCCUCAAAGACGACCAUUUGCUACUUUGUCGGAGCAGCCUAUGCCUCAACCCUCGGUGGGUGUGGAACAAUCAUUGGAUCCGGAACUAAUCUCACAUUCAAGGGUAUCUACGAAAGUCGUUUCCCCGAUGCACCUGGCCUUGAUUUCCCUAAGUGGAUGUUCUACAAUGUACCUGGAAUGUUGAUCUUCACCUUCCUCACAUGGGCAUACCUACAAUUUGUCUACAUGGGUCUCUUCCGUCCUAAUAGUCCCGAAGCAAAGGCCUCCCAAUUGGGCAAGGAGGGUGAAGCUGUGGCUCGAAGUGUAAUUGAGACACGCUACAAGGAACUCGGUCCAAUGACAUCACACGAAAAAUCCGUAGCAUUCCUCUUCCUUCUGUCUGUUGUGUUGUUCUUCACACGUGCCCCAGGAUUCAUUACUGGAUGGGCUGAAGCUCUAACUGAUGUUAAAAUUAAGGAUGCCACCCCGGCCAUUUUCGUUGUCAUUGCACUCUUCAUUAUCCCGGCCAAUUGGAAGUUCCUCAACUACUUUAAGAGUCGCUCAACAGCUGCCAAUCUCCCCAAAGCCCCUACACCUGGUCUCAUUACAUGGAAGUACAUUCACCAGAAGGUUCCAUGGAGUUUGAUUUUCCUGCUCGGUGGUGGUUUUGCUUUGGCUGAAGGUGGACGCGUUUCUGGAAUGUCUGCCCUUCUGGGUAACUCACUUGCUGGACUGAAGACUCUGCCACCACUUCUUCUUCUCUUUGUCGUCUGCCUCACAGCUUCAUGUCUUACUGAAUUCACAUCCAACGUGGCCAUUGCUAACAUUAUGCUGCCAGUUCUUGCUGAAAUGGCCAUCGCUAUUGAAGUUCACCCACUGUUCUUGAUGUACCCCGCUGCCCUUAGCUGUAGUAUGGCUUUCCACAUGCCUGUUGGAACACCCCCCAAUGCUAUUGUUGCUGGUGUUGGAAAUAUCGCCACAAAAGACAUGGCUGUUGCUGGAAUUGGUCCCACAAUCUUCACACUCAUCGUUGUCUGGGCUAGUUUUCCAACAUGGGGUGCUGUCGUUUACCCGGAACUCGCAACCUUCCCAGACUGGGCCAGACAUACGGUUGUCAGUGUGGCCAAUGCCACUGUGACAUAGGCAGCCAUCUAAACUCAUCCCUUUGGAGGAGCCUUAUUCAGAAAAUUUAGAUUUUUUUGCAUUUCUCAUUUCGGAGGAUUCAGUUGGCCAACAUGUGGCACAAUUUUCAUGUGCCACUCGUGGAUAUUUUUCGAAGAUUUUAGUUAAAUCCAGAGAUUGAAUUUAGUGCCUAAACUGACUUUUUACAUUUUAAGCAAGUUUAUGUGGAGAACUGGUACUCGAUCAGCCCAUAGAAUGAAAUUUAUUUAAACAUGUGUAACAAUUUCCAAGAAAAGGUGUUUAAUUUUUUUUAACUGGAACACACUGAAGAAAAUUCAUUCUUCGCCAGUUUACAUUAUAGGGAACUUUUAUGUCUCUAGGUGCGUAUCAUUUAAUUCUAUAGGUGCAAUUUGCAAUUCAUUUUUUUAAUCUUAAAAAAAAUCAAAAAGAAAAAUCACUCAGUGUGUGAAAUGACAUUUUGUAACCACUAAAUAUUAUGGAGAAUUUAUGAAUUCUCUAAAAUCCCAAAUUUUGUGUUUUUUUAUUAUCAAUGAAAAUAAAAAAAAAAAGAAUUUGGGUGAAUGUAUCGCGAAAGAAUAUUUUAGCAAUAAAUUAUUAAUUUGAUAAAUUAAUUCAUAGGAUCACGUCAUGAAAGCAUUUACUUAAGAUGGUGUUGAAAGGAACAUAAACACUGAAUACUAAAUAGUCGUUGUGAGUGUCUUUUGUGAGAAGAAAUAAAAGGAAAACUCAAGGCCUGUCUUCCAUACCUUAACACAGAUUUAUAUUUAUACAUUUUGGGUGUUAUUUUUGAAUAUUUGCAUUAAAAUUAACAAGAAAACGAUGUGGUAUAUAGUGUGUUUAAUCACAAAGAAAUCAAAUUGAAAUUAGAACGCCAAGAAUGUUUUUAGAAAAAUGUAAAUUUUCCAAAAAUAUUCUUACGGUUUAAAAUUUUAAAAUCAUCAGAGAAUUUUUACAAAGUGUUGCAACUAUUCAAAAAAUAUAUAUACAGGAAGAAUAAAUUUUGUGUAUCCAGGGACAAUAAAUUACUUUUUACCUCUAUGCUCAAAAGAAAUGUACAUAUUUUCCAAAAUGAAAACAUAUUUUUUUGUAAAAUAAAUUAAAAAUAGAAGAGCAUAGUUUUCAAAAAUAUAUUAAGAGAGAAAUUUAUGUACACAGAAACACCGAUAUUAUUUGUUAAAACAAAUUGUCACAGUGAUAUAGAAGUAGAGAAUAUUUUAGAGAAAAAAAAAUACAGAAAAAAUUAUGUACGAAAA
This is a messenger RNA of Lutzomyia longipalpis, 3505 nucleotides long. RefSeq names its product protein I'm not dead yet (gene Indy). NCBI's taxonomy places the organism in Eukaryota, Metazoa, Arthropoda, Insecta, Diptera, Psychodidae. Gene Ontology annotation, biological process: monoatomic anion transmembrane transport; citrate transport. Bases 468 to 2252 code for a protein of 594 amino acids. The transcript is spliced from 7 exons. The record is from RefSeq and is a predicted model, not a curated record. Gene Ontology annotation, molecular function: succinate transmembrane transporter activity; citrate transmembrane transporter activity. Gene Ontology annotation, cellular component: membrane.